AUGGCGACCUCCGACAGUGAUAAUUUUGAAAGUGCUGAUGAAGAAAUAGAAUUUCGUGAUAUAUUGCCUCCAAAAUCUUCAACAGAACGGGUAGCUAAUUCAACAAUUAGUUCUGACUCUGAUGAUGAUGCUUGUGUAACGUCAGUUAAACAAAAUUCAUGGAGCUCUAAAAUAAAUAAUAAAAAUUAUGACAAUCUAACAGAUGCUGAUGACACGUCAAAUGUUUACAAUACACUGCACAAUAAAACUGGCCAAGAAUCAAAACAACGAACUGUUACAAUUGAAUCAUCAUCUGUUUCAAAUCCAUCACUACCCAAAUAUUUGACAGAUGAUAAUCAACAAAAGGGAUCAAUUUCUAAUCAACAGCAAAUAGUUACUGAAGAUGUAGAAACAGAUAAUAUUGAUAAUAUUGUUGAAAAAUUAAACAAGACUGAAAUUAAUAAAUGUGAUACCAUCAUCAAAGAUGCAUCAUUAGACAAAGUAAAUAAUGUUUUGUCUCAAGUUUAUACACUAGAUAAUACAGAUAAAAAAGUUAAUAAAAAUUCUGACAAAAGAAAAAAUACAGAGAUCCAAGAAAAAUCAAAAGAAUCUUCCAAAUCUAGAAGCUCUGGAGUUAAGAAAUUAGGAUCCAGAAUAGGAUCUUAUAAUACUAAACGAGUAACUAAAGAAGUUGAUUUUUCUUAUGUAGAAAGUAAAAAAUUUGAAAAGGAAGGAAACAUUUUUUCAAAUCAAGAAUGUUUUGAACUAGAUGAUGAUGGAGCAACAAAAAUCUUGGAACGUGAAAGUUCUAAUCAUUUUCCAGCAAAUUCGUGGCAUAAAUCAACUGGUAAAUCUUCUUCGAUGGAUGAAUUAGUUGAAGUACCGCCAGAAUUAAAAUCUAAUAAAAAAUUUAAAGAAGUGUUUGGGGCUGGUGAUUGGGAGGAUCUCAGCGAUUCAGAUAAAAUAAUAAAUGAGUUUGAUACUGAAAAUUUAAAACCUGUUCUUGAUAAAUUAACAACAACGAGCGAAGAGAAGACCAACGUAGCUAGUGGAGGCUGGGGAAGUUGGGGUAGUUGGGGUGUUACGACUUUGCUGAAUACCGCUUCUGUAGGAGUUUCAAAUCUAACCAGUCAGGUGUCAUACGGUCUUUCUGUUCUUGAAGAAAGUAUUAAUGCUCCAAGUACAACGGACCAUAAACAAAAACAAACAUUAAAUGAAAAAUCUGUUGAAAAUACAGAAGAUUCAACGGAGCAAAUGUCAUUGAACUUCAGUAAUUUAAUAUAUGGAGUCUCUUCAAUAACAAAAUUAGUUGAGAAUACAGGUACUAAAGUUAUAAAUACUGGUUUAGGUACUCUAGAAACAAUUGGAAAAAAAACUAUGGAAGUGCUUCAAGAAGGUGAUCCUGGUUUAAAAAAGAAAAGAGCAUUUUUCAUGAAUGAAAAUAAUAAACCUAUCUUGUCACAUAUUUUAAAAGAAGCUAAAGAAAAAGCUCUAAGCGAACAGAAAACUUUUGAAGAAAAAGAACAAGCCAAAAAGGUUCAUUUUGAAAGCUUGUUUGAUGAUUUUCAAGGUCUUAUUCAUUUAGAAGCGCUGGAGAUGCUGUCUAAACAAAGUGAUAUGAACAUUCAACAACGAUUAAUUGCUCUAAAUGCAGAAGAAGCUAUUUCUAUUCAAGAAACCUUAGAUGAAGUUAAAGAGCUUUGUGAUUUGGGAGACGAGAAUGAUCAUGAAGAAAAUGAUAACGACAAUUUGGAGGAAAAAUUAAAAGCUCUCUGUGCAGACCUUAAUAUUACUCUUUCAUUUGAUGAAUUAUUUAAGAUUCGGAAAGAGACACAAAAUUACAUAACAAAUAUAUCACAGCCAGAAUCGACAGUGUCUGAUCGAGAAAUUUUUCAAAAUGCCAUUUCAAAUUUGGCACAAUUUACCGCCUACUGCAUGGAAAGAUUUCAUAAAACUGCUGAACUUAUUCUUAUAAAAGAUCGGCGCAGUACAGUUAAUGAAGCUGAUGCACUUGUACAGUUAACAGUACUUUUAUCUCAGCAAAUCGGAGUAAUUUCAAAUCUAUUUUGCAAGUGUCUUAAUGAACGGGCUCAAAAAUCGGAGAAAUCAAAUGAUUCUGUUGACAUUACAACUAUUUUUCUAGAAGCUACUAAUGCUACUUCAUAUAUAAAAGAGGCAUUUCAACUUUUCAUUCCCAUUCUCCAAGUUGGCGCUAUUUGA
This is a messenger RNA of Cotesia congregata, 2199 nucleotides long. The record is from the annotation of a GenBank genome assembly. NCBI's taxonomy places the organism in Eukaryota, Metazoa, Arthropoda, Insecta, Hymenoptera, Braconidae.